Messenger RNA from Papilio machaon (common yellow swallowtail), 493 nucleotides. RefSeq lists its product as uncharacterized. The transcript has 6 exons. NCBI's taxonomy places the organism in Eukaryota, Metazoa, Arthropoda, Insecta, Lepidoptera, Papilionidae. The record is from RefSeq and is a predicted model, not a curated record. The coding region runs from base 26 to 493 and encodes 155 amino acids.
AUACAGUUUAAUUCAAAAACAAAAAAUGAAUAACAAAAGAACACAGAUAUCUAUUUUGAUAGUUAUUAUAACUGCCGUGUUGCCUUGUAAUGGAGUGAGUUUGCUACAACAGUUGGAGCAUAUUGCUAGAAGGCGGUUAGAAAGUAGAGGAGAACAUCCAUUGACGCGUAGAGUAUUUUUCAGCUUCGACCGUGGAGAAGUAACCAAUAUAGCGGGUGUUCCGCAUUCUCCUAAACAUCUACCUAUAGCCGAGCCUAUAUUACCAGGUCACACGCUUAUCAGACCCGCCUUGGGAAUGCUAAAAUCUUCAUUAAAAUUUCCACAUAUAGACUUUGAAGAUGGUUCAGGAGUUUAUGGAAGCGUGGAUAAUAUUGGACUUCGGUACAAUGGUGCUAUUGAAAGAGUUAUGUAUUCAGAUUUCCGUAGACGUGCUUCUGAUUAUCUUAUGGUUGUCCCAGAGAAAAAUAUAGAAAAUCAAUCAAAGCCAAGGUGA